AUGUUAAACUUAGGCCUAAUGAUGAUAAGUGGAAGAUCUCUUUCAAAGAGUUCCAUUGUCUCGAAUGGCAAAAGCAAUAAAAGCAGUUGCAGCAGCAGCAGUAAUGGGGGCGGCGGUGCUUCAUCGACGGCAUCGUCUUCUCCAGACUUAACGGCACAUGCACAUUCUCAUUGCUCCCGUCCCGCCCUAUCUGAAGCGAGUGACGACUCGUCAUUGACGAGCGAAGACUUGGAGCACUUGGGUGGUGGUGGUGGAUACGUGGACAGUGAUACCGGCCUAGAAAGCAUGUCGAGUGCGGAAACUGCUGCAAAGGCAUGCAGCCUAUGUCAGGAAAGGCCUACAGUUGUAGGUGGUAGUGGAGGAGGAUUUCUAGGAAAUAAUGUCGUUAACCAAGAAGCCUUAGUACAAGAAGUAACCAGGCUAAAAUGCGACAAACUGGAUCUCUUAAAACAGAAUGUGACCUGUCAAAAAGAUAUAAAGAGGCUAAGAGAGAAAGAGUUGAGUCUACAAACAGACUUAGCAGCAGCGACAAAGGAAAUAAUACGGUUACGGGAUCUUCUUAAAAAUUUCAAUACUACCGAUGAUUCGUCACCAGUAUAAUUGCCUUUACCAUUUUUUUUGUGUAUUUUGCGCAAAUUUCAAAAAUUCCGUAUGCUGCAUUUAUUUUUUUGUGUUAGAUUUUUCUGUUUCAAUAUUAUUUACACAGUACAAAUAAGCGACGAUGUAAUGAUGCUUAAAAAUGCUAUAUUUUCGAUUAUUCAUAUAAAAGCGGUCCUGUUCAGUUGUGUAUUUUAUUGUGUUCAUUGCGCGCGUUGCUAUGAAAACAGGCGACCUUAAAAUAUUUAGUGAAAUUUGUCAAUUAUCGACGUUAUUAAAAAAGCACACCAAGAGACGUCGUUCAAACAGCUCGUCUUUCUUUCUUUACGUUUGUGAUAUUCCUUUGUAUUUUUUCUCUUUAUUAGCUAUUAACGGUAGAUAAAUAGUAAUUUAUUUCAAGCAUAAUUAUAUUUAAGAAAUAUUUUCUAUCAGUUAUUAUUUACUAUAUGAAUGUUUAUUAUAUAAUUUAGUUUGUCCACUAGGAAGAAACUUUACCAACAAAAUGAUACCAAAGUUAACAUUCCCCAAAUUUCACCAGAUUAGUUGUUAGGUCACAUAUUGUAAAUAACAAAGAGAAUAUUUGUGGUGUCUUAAAAGCCUAAAGUUACAAUUUUUUCAUUUAGAAUACAUUGCACAUCUGAUUUGUAUGUUCACCUUUAACUUCUCGUCGUAAAAAAAUUAAUUAGUUCCCUUUGAAAAUUAGCUGAUUACACAGUACAGCUAUUAAUUCAAGUUUUGUUUAAAUCAUUAACUCUUAAAGUUUAUUAAUUAAAUAAAUAACGCUAUGUUAUAGAUUGAAAACAUUUUCGAUUACAUUAAAAAUUGCAUUUUAAAAUUUUAAAUAAAGCAAUUCAUUAACCGAAGAAAGUAUUAAAAAAGUAUUUCUAUGAGAUUAUGUUUGCGAUGCAAUUUACUAGUUGCAUUUUGUUAAAAAUCUUGAUCUUUCUGUAUAAAUUCGCCCUACAAAAAUUGUUUAAGAAAUACUCUAUUUCAUGUAUUACUACAAAAUAAUGUACUAUUUUUGUAGUACCUGCGUUAAAAUCUGAGAUUAUGUAAACUAUAAUCGUUGUAUGUUACACAAAAGUUAAGAAAAAUAAAGGAAAUUAGUUGUAAUGU
This is a messenger RNA of Agrilus planipennis (emerald ash borer), 1713 nucleotides long. RefSeq lists its product as uncharacterized. NCBI's taxonomy places the organism in Eukaryota, Metazoa, Arthropoda, Insecta, Coleoptera, Buprestidae. The coding region runs from base 1 to 600 and encodes 199 amino acids. The transcript has 3 exons. The record is from RefSeq and is a predicted model, not a curated record.